GGUUUGAACCGGCCAAUGGGCGAGCUGCCGAUCGGGUGUCGGAAAAGGAGGCGGAAGCGGGGAGGAGUCGCAGCCGGGGCUGGACUGCAUCCGCCGCGGCGUCUCCAUGGCACGACCCUGGCCUCCGACUUCAACGACUUCAUAAGGAGGCGUUUCUGGGCGCAGCCGUGUCGCUCCUGGUUUCCAUCGUGUGGGAAGAACGGAGUAACGAGUCUCACGCAGAAAAAGGUCUUGAGGACACCUUGUGGCGCACCCAGUGUGACUGUGACGAAGCGAACCAUGAAGGACCGCUCUUCAACUCCCCCCUUACAUGUUCACGUGGAUGAGAACACCCCUGUCCACGUCCACAUUAAAAAACUCCCGAAACCAUCAGCGACCAACAGCCAGAAAUCUCAUAAGCGCGGAAUGAAAGGGGACACCGUGAAUGUACGGCGGAGUGUCCGGGUGAAAACCAAGGUACCUUGGAUGCCCCCUGGAAAAUCAUCCACCCGGCAUGUGGGAUGCAAGUGGGAGAAUCCACCCCAUUGCCUGGAGAUCACGCCACCGUCUUCAGAAAAGCUAGUCUCAGUGAUGCGGUUAAGUGACCUCUCUACAGAAGAUGAUGACUCGGGUCAUUGUAAAAUGAACCGUUAUGAUAAGAAGAUUGACAGUCUCAUGAAUGCGGUUGGUUGUCUCAAGUCUGAGGUCAAGAUGCAGAAGGGAGAGCGCCAGAUGGCCAAAAGGUUCCUGGAGGAACGCAAGGAGGAGCUGGAGGAGGUGGCCCAGGAGCUGGCCGAGACGGAACACGAGAACACGGUGCUGAGGCACAACAUCGAGCGCAUCAAGGAGGAGAAGGACUUCACCAUGCUUCAGAAGAAACACCUCCAGCAGGAGAAGGAGUGCCUCAUGUCCAAGCUGGUGGAGGCUGAAAUGGAUGGGGCUGCCGCUGCCAAACAAGUCAUGGCCCUGAAGGACACCAUCGGGAAACUGAAGACAGAGAAACAAAUGACCUGCUCGGACAUCAACACCCUGACGAGGCAGAAAGAACUUCUCCUCCAGAAGCUGAGCACAUUUGAGGAGACCAACCGCACCCUCCGAGACCUGUUGAGGGAACAGCACUGCAAAGAGGAUUCUGAAAAGCUGAUGGAGCAACAAGGAGCACUACUGAAACGGCUGGCGGAGGCAGACUCUGAAAAAGCGCGCCUGCUAUUACUGCUGCAAGACAAGGACAAGGAGGUGGAAGAGCUCCUCCAGGAAAUACAAUGUGAGAAGGCUCAAGCGAAGACAGCAUCUGAGCUUUCAAAGUCCAUGGAGUCCAUGCGUGGGCAUUUGCAGGCACAGCUUCGGUGCAAAGAGGCAGAGAACAGUCGCCUGUGCAUGCAGAUCAAGAACCUGGAGCGCAGUGGAAACCAGCACAAGGCGGAAGUGGAGGCCAUCAUGGAGCAGCUGAAGGAACUGAAGCAGAAGGGAGAACGGGACAAAGAGUCGUUGAAGAAGGCCAUCCGAGCCCAGAAGGAACGAGCGGAGAAGAGUGAGGAAUACGCGGAACAGCUGCACGUACAACUUGCCGACAAGGAUCUUUAUGUCGCUGAAGCUUUAUCUACUCUGGAAUCAUGGAGGAGCCGCUACAACCAAGUUGUGAAAGACAAGGGGGACCUUGAGCUGGAAAUCAUUGUCCUGAACGACCGGGUGACAGAUCUUGUAAACCAACAACAAACCUUGGAGGAGAAGAUGCGGGAAGACCGGGACAGCCUGGUGGAGAGACUACACCGGCAGACUGCCGAGUAUUCUGCAUUUAAACUGGAGAAUGAGAGGCUGAAGGCCAGCUUCGCCCCCAUGGAGGACAAACUCAACCAGGCACACAUCGAAGUUCAGCAGCUGAAGGCAUCGGUUAAGAACUAUGAGGGGAUGAUUGACAACUAUAAGAGUCAGGUGAUGAAGACCAGAUUGGAGGCUGAUGAAGUGGCUGCCCAGCUAGAGCGCUGUGACAAAGAGAACAAGAUCCUUAAAGAUGAGAUGAACAAAGAGAUUGAAGCGGCACGGAGGCAGUUCCAGUCCCAGCUGGCUGACCUGCAGCAGCUGCCUGACAUCCUCAAGAUCACGGAGGCUAAGCUGGCAGAGUGCCAAGACCAGCUGCAGGGCUACGAGAGGAAGAACAUCGACCUCACAGCCAUCAUAUCAGACCUGCGCAGCCGGAUCGAACAUCAGGGGGACAAGCUGGAGAUGGCGAGAGAGAAACAUCAGGCCUCCCAGAAGGAAAAUAAACAGCUGAGUCUGAAGGUGGAUGAACUGGAGAGGAAACUGGAGGCGACCAGUGCCCAGAAUAUCGAGUUCCUACAGGUGAUUGCCAAGAGGGAGGAGGCAAUCCACCAGUCCCAGCUGCGACUGGAGGAGAAAACACGGGAAUGUGGGUCCCUGGCAAGGCAGUUGGAGAGCGCCAUUGAAGAUGCCAGGCGGCAGGUGGAACAAACCAAGGAGCAUGCAGCCUCCAAGGAGCGAGCAGCCCAGAACAAAAUCCUGGACCUUGAGACCCAGCUGAGCAGGACCAAAACUGAACUCAGCCAGCUUCGGCGGAGCCGGGAUGAUGCUGACCGCCGCUACCAGAGCCGGCUGCAAGACCUGAAAGACCGCCUGGAGCAGUCGGAGAGCACCAAUCGCAGCAUGCAGAACUAUGUCCAGUUCCUCAAGUCAUCCUACGCCAAUGUGUUUGGGGACGGUGCCUACACUACCUACCUGACCAGCUCUCCCAUCCGCUCCCGAUCUCCUCCUGCCUAAGGCCACCACUCUUGGGCUAGGAGCUCAGAUGGAUGCCGUGGGAACUAGGGCGUGGCUAAGCCAUACCUGGAAAGCCUGUUGGUUUUCCUCUCUCUUCCAGUGAUGAAGUAUGUUCGGGAUCUUGUCUUAGCUACUAGCUCCAGAAAAGUGCCGAAGGUAGCGGGGAAUGAAGCAGGACAUACUUAAUUCUCUCCUCUCUGACAGAGUUGCCUGAUGGAAGUUUUUUAAUUACCCUGACAGGCCUUAAAUCUACUACCAUUAGGAUCAGAAUUUAACUCACCAUGACUUUGCUCAUUCCUCCCGAGAGAAUGUUCGUAUUGGACUUUCCCUCCAGUCCCCUUACAGCGCCCCUCCUUUGAGGACCCUCUCUUGGGUUUUCUCUGACCUGAAUGAGCAGGAGCUGUUAGCCAGAGACCGUCACCGCACCUCCUGAGCACAUUCACUUGCUGUUUUCCUUAUUUCACAGGUACGGUGUCUUCCCCAAGGUGCUCCCCUCCCAAGCCCAGUGGAAACCUCUCAUGGCCAAGUGUCCAUGAGGCCACUUGGGCUCACAGUAGACACUUGAGGGCUUAUGUCCACUUGCCCUCAUAAAAGUCGAUUCCCAAUCUCAUUUAUUUUUGUUUCUCUUUGCCAGGUUUCUAUCUAUGGAAUGCAUUUAUUCUUGGAAAAUGUGUGUUGUUUUACAAAAAGUUUUUAUAAUCUUAUUUAAGGCUCCAUUGGAUGACUUCUUUACCCACCACCACCCCUCUUCUAAGAAUGAUUCAGUAAAGUGCUGCAGGAGAGCCAGUAAACAUUUUUAAAGGACUUGGUGAAUGGAACAUAAGACUUUUCAUUUUAUUUUGGCCCAGUUGGCUCUUUCUCCCUUGUGUGCUUUCACUUAUAAUCCCAUGAAAGGCCUGGAGGAGACACUGUAAGGCACUGCUCAGUGUUUGAGGGCCAACUACUUUAGCUGUUAGGAGGAAGAUGGGAUGUGUAUGUAUUACUAUUUUUUAAACGUUAAUUGGUUUCUAAAUGAUAAGAUUAUGAGCUAUUUUUGUUCUCUUCACAUUUUCCUGUAUUUAAAAGAAAGAACAACAAAUUCUUCAGAGAGAAGAGAACAAAUUUGGUACUGUGCUGAACCCCAACCUUUUCAUUCUAGCUGGUAUUGGCCUUCCGGGUGGCCAUCCAAUCCAGUCUUCCCUCGGCCACUCUAACCCAAGUUCAGAACUCUAGAGAAUUCUCCUGAGUCCUCAAAAGCAGUGGGUCCCCACCCAGGCACCUGGAUUUCACUACCAGAACCGCCCUCCCCCUGCCCCAAUUGUGGAGACACUUGUAGUUUCCAGCUUUCAAUUUGGCCAGGGAAGGUCACUGAAAUAACAACUACUACCAGCUACCAUUGCCACAAAACCAAGCCUGUUUUCACACCCUUAACGUAAAUGAACUUGAACUUUCAUACAGUGUAUGAAAGAUCUUCCUAAGAAAGACAGUUGGCAAACUUACACCAAUGUGCAUACUUUGCUGUAUAACUCAUUACUCUUACUUCUGUCAAACUAACAAAUACCUCCUCAGUGCAGAGCACUGCUAUUUAUAAUGCUGGUAUAGGAAACACCUCUCCGGGUCCAUUGCUUGGAUUCUUCCAACAACAUUCUAUUUUUCUUUGUAAAAUAUUGUAUUACAAAAAGUCCAGAGAGUUUGUGAAAAAUGAAAAAUGUUUAUACUGAUUCAAACUACAGAGUUUUCCUUUGGCUUCAAACUGAGAUCUCAUGAAAUAGGCAAAAAAGGGUAGAAAGUUAAAGGGUCCUAGUUAAAGCUGAUCCCGGGCAAUGGUGAAUCUUCGAUUUAUUGAGGUAUAAUUCACAUACCAUAAAAUUCACCCUUUUAAACUGUGUAA
Molecule: messenger RNA, 4624 nt
Organism: Camelus dromedarius (Arabian camel)
Lineage: Eukaryota; Metazoa; Chordata; Mammalia; Artiodactyla; Camelidae
Gene: ODF2
Product: outer dense fiber of sperm tails 2
Exons: 21
Coding region: 16-2754 (912 amino acids)
Biological process (GO): regulation of cilium assembly
Cellular component (GO): centrosome
Source: RefSeq, a predicted model, not a curated record